GUUAAGCACCAUUUCAAAGGAAAUGUAGAAUUAAAACAUUUUCGUGGUAGGCUUACCUGGCUUGUUGGUUUGUGCAUUUGAUACCUCCAUGGCCAUGGUACUGGUAUUUUGGUAGGCCUGGAACUAUGCCAACUCGGAUCGAACUCAAUGAAGCGUAAUGCACUGCAUCUGCUUACGUUGCCUGUCGUGGAAGUACAACGUUUUAACGUUGAAGAGAAGAGAAGGCUAGCUACAGUCAGUAUGCAUGACAUCAGUGAGAGCUUGUGAAUACACCCACCAGGUGACCAGACUGUUCCUGAUGUUAUCUGAUGCUAAAAGUAUGAACACUGGGUGCAGGUUUUAAGCCUUCAUUUACCUACUUAAGGAUUGGCCAGAUUUGCACAGCCAUAAUACUUGUUCAUGUAAGGGGUUCCAUAUAAACGAUACACAGGGUACAUGCAUGCAAGCUAUUGCUGGUUUGAGUUGUGAAUGACAAAGCACACUGACUAAUUUUCAGAGAGUAUUUUUGAAUACUCAGUGACUUUGAUAAAAGACACUCGUGUCAUUCCCAAGAUGAACUGGAAAAGUCUUUUCAUCCUGGUCGCUGCCUUCAUCUUGUACCUGGUGAUUGGAGCGUUAGUCUUCUCAGCCUUAGAAUCUACUCAAGAGGAGGAGACGAAGAUUGACCUGAGGGCCUACAAGGAGGCCAUCCUGUCUAAUUUCUCGUGCAUUUCAGAGGAAAGCUUAGAGCAAUUGGUGGAACGGAUCAUGAAUGCCGUGGAGAGUGGCGUCAAUCCACUCUCGAAUGUGUCCAGUAAGUCCAACUGGGACUUUAGUAGCUCCUUCUUCUUCUCUGGCACCGUGGUCACCACCAUAGGCUACGGUCGACGUGCACCCACUACCCAAGGCGGGAGGGACUUCUGUAUCCUCUAUGCCAUCUUUGGCAUACCGUUUACAGGAUGGUUGCUGUCUAUCGUGGGCCAAUUCUAUCGGGAGUCAUUUUGGGGCCUGACAGAGCGCCUAGAUUGCAUGCUCUGUGAUUACUGCUCUGUGACCAAACGGAAACUGCGUCGUUUCAUUGUGUGGUUGGUGGUGGCGUCUUUCACUUACGGCCUUCUAGUGCUUGCCCCUGCCGGAAUCUUCACCAUAUUGGAAAAUUGGAGUUACAGGAUUGCCCAUUAUUACUGCUUUAUCACCCUGACAACCAUUGGAUUUGGGGAUUUUGUUGCCACGGUAGACCCCAAACAACAAGCUCCUGAAGUGCUGGAGAUUGUCUAUGACCUUGCUGUUGUCGUCUGGUACAUUUUCGGUCUGUCUUUCAUUGCGAUAGUGAUCAGCGCCAUUGGGACAAGGGAGCGCAAAACUGCCAAGAAACUUGUGUCAACUCUCAAGAAUCAACAGAAUAGUUCACCAGGGGAGACAUCUCCCAAUAAGCGUGCUUCCUAUUCCUUGCAAAAUGCAAUUCGGUUAACCCUACAAGAUGGGAUUGUCGGGCCAGUGUCUUACCAUAAGGGACAAUCUUCCAAUGACCCACAAACUGAAGUACAUGUACCUUCAGAGGCUGCAUCAAAUAAACAAAAUAACAUGCUGCCAUCAACAUCACAGGAAACUCAGUCAGGCGUGAAUCCACAUUAUUCAGCCAAUAACAACAACGGCAAUGCAUUUAAUAGCCAAUCAGGGCUAGAGGCUGGUUAUGAGAUUCAGGAAUGUGACAGCGUGAACAUAAAGCUAAAUGUACUCAACACUGCUCUACCUCAGAAUGACAACAUGCAAAAAAAGAAAAAACCCCUGGGAAAGAAAGUCUCCUUUGACAGCAGUUGCAAUCCCAACGAUGGAACCAGUAAAAUUCGACGUAAGGCUACAGGCAAACGAAAGGGCUCUACGAGGAAAUCCAAAUUGGAAGUAGCUGGGGAGGAAGAUGAAAGUGGCGAGAAUAUACAAGUAGUAUCAUCAAGCACCAUUUCCAUGGCAACUGGAAAUCCUUGUUGCCAAUGUAAUUGCCACACCAAUUACAGCGAUGCAAGUCAGCAUGUCUUACCUUGAGUUCAGUCCAUUUGAUUCAAAGAAGACUCAAAGCUUUGCAUGAAUUAUGCUGAAUGUACAUGUAACUUUAAAGUUGUCAGAUUCUCAUUUCUGACGGACGGAGAGUGCGCAAUUGUUACAAACUGCCAGUGGAUAAAAGUUAAUUGCUUGAUGCCGCACCUUGUUCAAGGGACUACCAUAUAGGCAUGUUGGGAGUUCCUUCUACAUGUACGUGUAUGUACAUGUGUAGAUGAACCCAGAGUGUAUACCUGUACCAAAGCAUUUACUCAGAACAUUGGACACGUACAUACAUUUAACCCAGACCACUGAACUGAAAACACUGUAAUACACUAUGACUCAAAGAUACCGAACAUGUACGCAUACAUGUACAUUGAAGCCCAAACUAAACUGAGUGUCCAUGAUGCACACAUACAUGUACACUGUAUUUACCAACGUACCUUGGACAUGUUUGUGCAGCAUGCAUUUUCACUGUAAAUACUUGCAUCAUGAUACCCAACCACUGUAAAAUGUCUACAUAUUGAAAAUUUAAUGACAUUUGUUAUGAAAUUGAGAUUGAGAGGUCGUUGACUUACAAUAGAAAACACACUGCAUGAAUUGAUAGAGCUGUAAAGUGAGUCUAAUUCCCUGUGCACUUUGGACUUGUCAAAAUGGUGCAGACAUUAUCACCAUGCAGCUUGUUGUUGUACCGGUAGAUUAACCACUUGCUGCCGGGUGUAAUUUAACGUUGCAUGAUGUAAAACUGGGGAAUUUCAAGAUUUUCCGUUUUCAAAAUUCUUCAAAAAUCAUAUUUGCUGGACGCUUUUGUCGUAAUCCGCUUGCAUUGAAUGUCACAAACAGUGGUAUAAUCUUUCCAAACAAUGACAGAUCUCCUCUGCUAUUGACAACUGAAAAAAUGUUGGCAAUUCCCAACAGCUCGGUCUUUUGUUCCAAGUAUGGUCUUUUGUUAUAAGGCCCACAUUUCAAAGGGGUUUACAUUAAAAUAUGACAUACAUGUUGCAGGCUUCAAAGUUUCUAAAAUGGGGAGAACAAAAUGAUUAUCCUUGCUCACUAUAAAGCAUUGCCCUCAACUGGUUGGUGCAAAAAGAUUUCUUUCCUCGAUUUACACACAUGUACACCAAAGAUUACAAUCACACUCAGCAUUGCACAGUCUCCCAAAUACACACAGUAAAUUUGUAUUCAACUUGCAUUGUGGCUUGGAAUGCUACAAUGUAUCUCUUCGCAUGUAGAAAUUUGUCCAUGGUACAAAGGUAUUUGCUUUUAAUACUGCAGUGAUAUUCUGUGAGAUUUAAGUAUUACCUUUAAGCAUUGGCAGUUUAUUGUUAAUUUUUACACUAAAGCCAACACUGACAUUUAUGAAUUAAGUUCCUCUUUUUGUUUGAGGCUCUCAUCGCCAACUGAGUACCUUAAAUUUGGCCCUUGACUCAAAAAUCCUGUUUUUAUUCCACCCACACUGUCCAGAACAUCUGACCAAAUUAAGAAUCAAAGAAAUGAAAGAAGACGAUACCCUCAUUUUGUGGGAACAAAGCAGGUAAAAUACAUUUUCAUGUCCCGUAUUGCCAGCAGAUUACUACUUGUGCAUUUGCAACUUUAUCUGCAAAACUUAUACAAAAGUUCAAUAAGAGUGAUUUACUUUAAAACUCAUGUAAAUAAAUUAAUUCAAAACAAGACAAUCACAUAUUGAACUCUUUGCAUCGUUUUAUAUAGCCUUUUUUUUUCAAUUUUUUUCUUCUGAGAAUUUGAAUUUUUUACCAAUCAACCCUCUGAGGCCAAAGAAGAAAGAGAUAACCAUAGAGCUUAAAAGGGACACCUUGAUAUAAAACAAUACACUACUGUUACAUGUAUACAUGUGACAUGUUUGUAAAUUUGUUUGUCCUUGUAUCAUUUGCCAAUUGAUACAUAAUACAAAUGUGGACAUUUCAGUAUUUGGUUUUUUUUGUUGCGUUUUUAUGCAAAUUGAAGGUACAAUAUAAAUUUUUUGUUUUCAAUUUGUACAUCACAGUGUGCCCUCUCAGAAAAUGAGGGCCCCUGAGCGCCCUAAUCAAAAUGUACCCAAAUGCCAUUAGUGGCUCAGGAUUUUAAUGCAUAGCUCAUCAUACAUGCAUGAUGUGAUUAAGAAUGUAAUGUGGACAGUUAUUAAGAAAAAAAUCGCUUUGCAAAUAAUGUGAAAAACAUUCAUUUAAUUGGAAUGCAUGAUAUAUGCAUGCAUACAUACAUGCACUUAAGUAUUCUUGAUGUGAAAUAAUUACACAGCAUACAUGUACAUGUAUAAUUGAAUUGACAGUACAUGUCGGAUAGUGCAAUAUCCUUAUAUUAAAAAAAUAAAGUGCUGUGAAUAUUUGAAAAAACUUGCCUUACACAAAAUAGACUUUUGUGAAGCUUGCCUUAGAUUUGAAAAGCAUACAUGUGUACAUGUGCCUCUAUCACAAUGCCAUUAUAUAGUGAUAAAGUACACGUAUGACUGUGUAUGCACAUAUUAUAGUACAUGUUCAAUAUAAGCUUGAGUAAGUCCCUUACAUGUAUUUCGACUGUGUUAAGAGUUUAUGGAUCCUACAAUAGAUCUAAUCUAGAUUUUAUAUACAUGUAAUUAUAAAAAAAUAUUCUAUAUUUGUUCAAAAAAAAAAUCAGGUUUUACCAAUCAGUGUAUUUACAGUAUAAUGUGUUUAGAGUUCCCCAGUCAACAGAAAGCUUAAAUUCCACUAUGAUGGAAGUUAGAACACAGAGUGUGUACCAGUAGAUUCAAAUCACAAAGUGUAUUUUUCUCACAAGCUCUCAGAAAUCCAAAACAUUUAAGUUUCCAUUUCCCUAAGUGUGCAGUGGUUGAAACAUUCAUUAUUGAGGAGCCAUAAGCUACUGAUUGAAAUUACUCUCUGUGGGUUCAUUUUGGAUUGAUUCUCCUAAGGGUAUACUCAGCCAGCAUGUACCGGUACAUGUACAUGUAUGCUAUGAUGUGUAUGUGAUGUGCACGGACAAGCAUUGCCGUACUGUGCACAGGAAGCAGGGCCAUUUCUCCUAAUACCGGUACAUGUGUAGUUUCUAUCAGCUCAUCUUUUCUGCCGGGCAGUAUUGACGACCACUCUCUUUCGUGUAGAAAUGGCUUGUCAUACAAAUUGAUUCUGUCAAGUGCAGUUUACAUGUACUGGUACCUCUGAACGUUUGUCAAGUUGGUGUUCAGGGACAAGGAGAAGCAAAUAUGGUAUUUCAGUGAUCAAAUGGUGUACUGUAACAUUAGAUUGAACAGAGCUCAGGUCAGGGUAAGACCAACAGGUAUGUUUUCAUCAAUAACAAAUGUAAGUGGAUUGUCUUUUAGUUUGAAUGGUAACUCAGUUAAGCUUUUCAGUCUGGAAAACUGGCUUCUUUAAUUGUGCAAUAGGGAACUGCAUGUAAUCUGUUGUUCACUGUCAAAAACUCAGGGUGUUUAUAAAAGUGGAAUGCACAAGUCUUGCCAUAUCUGUGACAUAAUCAAGCUUGAAAGAGGUCUGCUUUGGUCAUUUGCUAGUAAUUACCAGCAUUUUGUACAUGUACGGGGUAACAUGUACAUGUAUGUGCUCAAACGAGCAGCCUGUAUUCCUCAAUUAUACAAUAUGAAGAUGAUCUGCCUAACAAAAUGUUGCAACUAGAACUACUUGUCCUCAGUUGUAUAGCUGUUUUUAUGUCAAUUCUUUUUCACUCGCUUGUAAUUAAGGUUAAUCGUAAUCUUGACAUUUUGCCAUCUUGUUGAGAUGUUUAUAUUUUAUGUGCUGGUACCAGAUUUGUAUACUGAUGGAUGACAGAGAAUUUCAAAUGUCACUUUUUUAAUAACUGCGUGCAAUUAAACAAUUCAACAAUGUAGAUUCCAAAUUUAUUCUCAGCCCAUAAUACUGUCGUUGCAUCAUCGGCACUCAAAACUUUAGUCACAAAAUGGCAAAAGUAUGAUAAAGUUGCUCUCCAACAACAAAGGGUUGGGGUGUGGAUAUUAUGCACACAGCAAUGGCAUCAUACGUGUGUGCUUUCUGAAACUUGAAGUACAUGUACAUAGUAGGCCUACUGGUACAUACUUGUAUGUAUCCAUUGACAAUGUGUGCAUUUUGGCAAGUCACCACACCCUAUUGAGCUAAGAGGUUCAGGACAGAUACAUGUAAUGUACAUAUGUACCCAGUGUUCUCCAACUUUGAAAAGUAAAGGUUGGUGCUGGGUUUGUGACCAAUGCGAGCUCAUUUUCCCUAGGCUUUUUUGAGCUAAAGAUUUUAAGAAGACUUCAAUUUAUUUAGCACAGAAUUACUAAAAAGAAAUUCAGUUAAAAGAUCAGUACCAGUGAGUACAUGUAUCCGCAUUCCACAGUUUCAUGUAUUUUCAAUUAUUGAUUGAGAAAGACAUGUUCCAAGGGAUCUGGGUUGUAAAAGUAUUAAAAUCGACUUUAUCCCUCACUUGUUUGAAAAAGAAAGUGUUUCUUUUUUUGUUCAUCCAUUCAGACAUCCAUUCCUCAAUUUUCUUCACUUCCAAAUAUUGUUGAAGACAGAACCUAUUGUAAAAAGGAUCCGGGUGGCUGAAAUGUGUCAAAAGCAAGAUGUUUCUCAUGUUAGUUAUUGUAAACCGACAAGUAUUUAACAACUAAUCCAAGUCCCAAAUCAGUGAGGAGACGUGGAACGCAAACCGACGGCCCAGCCUUGCGCCACUGCUGUCCGGUGGGGGUAAUUUAGAACAUGAAAUUACAGUAGGCCUGUAUGAUGAACCCUUACCUUUGUUAGAUCGAUGCUCUAACCACGAGUACUUUUGGCUCUAUCACAAAAUGAAUCUCUGUGUUUGCGUCUUGUUUGGUCAUCUCCUUGCUCUUUUGGCUCAGGAGGCACUGUUGGUCCUUGGGGGGUCCAGGGGGAACAAAUCCAAAGGCAAUUAGAGUAUUUUGUUUUGCCAUGAUGCGUACAACAUGCACACCGAAAACAGACCACGAACAUGUACAGUGUAUGUACUCAACAAGUCUGCAAGCACGAGCUCUGAACACUGAGAAGCAGGCGUAUUAAAUUUGCAAGUGUUUCUUUUUGUUUCAAGUAAGCCUGGUUAUUCUGGGAUAUUGAAUCAUCAGUAAUCAGGCCACCCAGACAGACGCCGUUGUGGCCAGCGAAGGAAAGUUCACUAGUGUGCUGCUUACCGACGUAUUUUAAAAAUAACGUUUUUCAUUUCAGUGGAAAACAUACCAUGAGCAAGUCUUGUCCAGGGUAGAAGAAUGCUAAAUAAUGUCAUCAGCAAAAAUAACUUGAACAAAAGCUCUUAUUAGUAAGCCUUGAGACUGGAUGUUGAGGGUUUUAUCAAAGGUUUAAUCAUACAUAAUGAAAAGAACCUGACUGUGAAACACAAUGAAACACAAUCUUCAUCUUCAUCUCUAUCAUGACUAGUAUUAGUGUGACUUGGCUUUGUGGUGAACAAAGAUCAGGAAGGAUGACCCUGUGGACUGUAGGCCUGCUCAUGCGUAGCUGACGCUCACUACUAUAUCAUGAUUCUGCCACAGCACAUCAAACAUAAUACAUACACAUAUGUACACACGUAGCCUACACACGCGAACAUUGCACGGAUCAAGUGUACAUCUGGUUACCAGGCAAUCACACUAAUACAACUAUAUAAUCAAAUUACCAGGCCAGACUAAAUUUGUUGCCAUGUGGGGUGAUGUACAUGUACAUGUGUGGCGAUUUAAGCAUGGGGUUGCCUUGUGUUGCAAACUUGAGGACAGGUAGGCCAAAAAUUAUUGGGGAGUCUUGAGGUUAGAAUCGCAAGAAAAGUGGUCAUUAUUAAUCAUAUUGUAUACGUACAUGUAUACUGUAGAGUCAAAAAGUGUAUUCUAAGCAUGGCGCACAUCGCAGCUAGCAUAGAGGGGUGCCAAGUCUUUCUUACAUGUAUGUGUUGGAGAACACUACCAUUCUUUCAAAAGAGAUAUAUUUCUCAAAGUUGUUUGCUUUUUUUAAAAAAUGUACGUAUAGACCACACCUGUUGUCCUGUACAUGUACGUGUAUGCCAAUAAGUACCUGUACAUUUAAUGUACAAUUAGUUUGCAGAGCAGCAUUUAAAGUGUCUCAGAAACACAAGAAUUUUUGAAUGAAUGGUACUGUGUAUGUUGAAACCAGCAAUUGUCCUGAGUAUAUGUAGGCCUUAUGUAGGCAAUCUUUUUUGAAAGGCAUAAUUUAUAUUAAUGAAAGUGACAAACAUUUAACCUACCUAAUCACACAUCGGUACCUGCUUGUGCAAUAUGAUGAAGUGGAUGAACAAUGAACAAGUGUCAUGUAAGCCAGAAUGCUCAACGGUUCUGGGAAGUCAGAAAUCUAAGUAAGUAUCACUGUAACAUAUGAAAUCAGUAAUGGAGUAGGAGAUAUUGUAAUGUAUUUGAAAAGAGGGUGGUAGGACAUUUGACUCUUUUGAUGGAAAUGGCAUAUUUUGGGGCUCAAAUUUGCUUUCUCUUUAUUUUGAUUUAUGUGUAGAUGGGGGAGAUGAACCCUUCCCCCAGGAAAGGUUAAUAUACAUGUACUCUUGACUAUUUAGCAUUCAUGAGAGACUAAAGUACACACAGCUUCCAAACAAAAUAAAUGUGGACGCUAGACUGUACUAGGAGAAUGAGCCUACAGAAACUCAUAAAAUCCUUUAUUUUAUGGUGGUUUGCAUGUAUUUGACUGGUCCUGAUACAUCAAAAUGUCAUUGAACCAAGAAUAUUUCAUUGUACAUGUAUGUUUGCAAUAUGUUGCACUUUUUUGCUCCAAAUUACCAGUCUUGGCAUUACUCACUGCUUGUCCAAUCUGUUGGCAGGUUGUUCAUAUGCAUAUAUGUAAGUGGCUGUGUUGUAGCCAUUGAUUGCACUGGAAUUGAAUAGAUUGAUGCUUGUCUUCACUGUGGCCUAAACAAUAAAACAUCCAGGAAAAUAAACCAGACAAAAUUAUUCCAAUUCUGAGUCUGAAUUGCCGUUGUUGUCUGUCAAUUUGUCUGUGCACAUUG
Messenger RNA from Acanthaster planci (crown-of-thorns starfish), 8973 nucleotides. RefSeq names its product potassium channel, subfamily K, member 16-like. Gene Ontology annotation, molecular function: potassium ion leak channel activity; outward rectifier potassium channel activity. The record is from RefSeq and is a predicted model, not a curated record. Gene Ontology annotation, biological process: stabilization of membrane potential; potassium ion transmembrane transport. Gene Ontology annotation, cellular component: plasma membrane. Lineage: Eukaryota; Metazoa; Echinodermata; Asteroidea; Valvatida; Acanthasteridae.